Messenger RNA from Alosa alosa (allis shad), 4091 nucleotides. Its product is annotated as NACHT, LRR and PYD domains-containing protein 12-like. The transcript is spliced from 10 exons. Gene Ontology annotation, molecular function: protein binding. NCBI's taxonomy places the organism in Eukaryota, Metazoa, Chordata, Actinopteri, Clupeiformes, Clupeidae. The coding region runs from base 101 to 3454 and encodes 1117 amino acids. The record is from RefSeq and is a predicted model, not a curated record.
GACAUGAAAUAGAAAGGACAGCUCAGAAGGCAUUGUUACUAUAUAUAUUUUUUACAACAUUGGAACAUCAGUGAAUAGCAAUCCUAGUCUGGUAUCUACCAUGGCAAGUUGCCUGACACUUCUUCUGUCUACUCUGGAUGAUUUGACGUCAAGAGAGCUGAAGAAGUUCAGAUUGUACCUGAGUGAGGGGAUACUGGAGGGCUUCGCUCGCUUGCCGAGAGGGAAGCUGCAGGAGGAUAGUGAUGCAACAGACAUAGCCAGUCGGAUGACCGAGAUGUAUGGCGGUGACAUCUCACUAAAGAUCACACUUCAUAUUCUGAGAGAAAUCAAACACAACGAGCUUGCUGCAAGACUAGAAGGAGAGCUAAAGAGGACUCAGACAAAUUCACAGGGUCUACUGAGUCAACUGGAUGGCUCAGAAACUCAUGAAUCACUUAAACAUGAGAACACAAUCAAACAGAAGAUCAGUGAACAAAACAAGUUGAGAUUGAAGAGGAAGUUUGAGAAGCUGUUUGAAGGCACAGAAGAGCGAGAAAACCAGAGAUACCUAAAUGACAUCUACAUUGAGCUGUACAUUGUAGAUGAGGAGAGUGAGAGGGUGAACACUCAACAUGAGAUCUGGCACAUACAGUCCGGAAUGGGAGAGUCAAAUGAGUUAAUGAUAAAAUGCAAUGACAUCUUUCAUUGUUCGCCUGGACAUAGACACAUUAGAACGGUCAUCACUAAAGGUGUUGCUGGCGUUGGAAAAACAGUGACUGUGCAGAAGUUUAUUUUGGACUGGGCAGAGGGUAGAACCAACCAGGACAUCGAUUUGAUCUUUGUCCUUCCUUUUCGGGAGCUAAAUUUGGUCAUUCAUGACCAGUACACUCUCCUGAAACUCCUGUUCGACUUCCAUCCUGAAUUAAGGGAUGUAGUUGAUGAGAAGCUGUAUGAUGAGUCUAAGAUUGUAUUCAUCUUUGAUGGCCUGGAUGAGAGCAAACUGCCCCUUAACUUUUUGGAGAACAAGAAUUUUUCUGAUGUGCAAGAGACCACAUCAGUGGACAUUCUGAUAACUAACCUCAUAAGGGAAAAUCUCCUGCCUUUUGCCCGUAUUUGGAUAACCUCACGACCAGCAGCUGCCAGUCAGAUUCCCUCUGAAUAUGUAGAUCGGUGGACAGAGAUAAAGGGGUUCAACAGCCAGCAGAUGGAAGAGUACUUUAAGAACAAAAUCAAGAACCCGACAGAAGCUGACCGAGUCGUCACACAAAUUAAGAAAUCCAGACCCGUCCACGUCAUGUGCCAAAUACCUAUUUUCUGCUGGAUUUUUGCCUUGGUGCUUCAAAAAGUGCUGAGUCAGGAUUGUGACGGAAAAAUUCCUCAAACUCUGACAGAAAUCUUUAUCCAUUUUCUGAUCAUUCAGAUGAACAGGAAGAAUCAGAAGUAUGACAGGACUGAUAGAGACCAAAAGAAGCUCUGGGAGUCCAACAAACAUGUAAUUCUGAAGUAUGCAGAGUUAGGAUUUAAACAGCUGGACAAGGGUAACAUCGUGUUUACUGAGGAGGAUUUGACAAACUGUGGGAUUGAUUUUAAUGAAGACCUAGAGAAAUCUGGAAUUUGCACUGAGAUUUUUAUUGAGGAAGUCCUGAUGCAGAAGAAACGUUUUUUUUGCUUCAUUCACCUGAGUUUUCAGGAGUUUCUGGCUGCUGUUUUUGUGUUGCAUUCCUUGGCCUGUGGGAACCUGAAGUCCCUUCAGCACCAUCAUAUCUAUGGAGAGAAGCUGCAUCACAUCCUAGGGAGUGUCGUGGACAAAUCCUUGCGGUGUCAAAACGGACACCUUGAUCUUUUCCUCCGCUUUCUUUUGGGCAUAUCAAUGGAGUCCAAUCAAAAACUCCUUCAAGAACUGGUGAUGCUCCCAGAAAGCAGCUCAGAGAGCAUUGACAUGACCAUCAAGUUCAUCAAGGAUAAACUAAGCACUGGGUUCUAUUCUGCCGAAAGAUGCAUGAACCUCCUUCUUUGCUUGCUCGAAAUGAGGGACAACUCUCUUGAAAGAGAGAUUCAGCAGUAUGUGACAUCAGGACAGAUGCUCUCACCAGACCAGUGCUCAGUGUUGGCUUACAUGCUUCUGAUAGCUGAGAACAUACAGGAUGAGUUUGACCUGGGGAAGUACAAUACCACAAACGAGGGUCGUAACAGGUUGAUUAUUGCACUGGGGGCGUACAGGAAAGCAAGGCUGGUUUGCUGUGAUCUCACAAAGGCAUCUUGUAUACAUAUAAAAUCUGCGCUCCAGGCAGAAAAAUCACCCCUGAGAGAGCUGGACCUCCGUGGUAAUCAGCUGCACAGAGAUGGAGUCCAGCUGUUGUUUGAUGGGUUGACCCACAAAAACUGCAAACUGGAGGCACUGAGGCUUUCUGGCUGUAAUUUUACCCACACAAGCUGCAACACUCUGGCCUCAGCCCUUUGCUUGCAGCACUCACACCUGAAGGAGUUGGACCUGAGCAACAACCCCCUGAAGAGCAUUGGAUUAAAGGACCUGACCACGGCACUGAUUCACAGCAACUGCAAACUUGAGAAACUGGGGCUUGCCCAUUGUAAUCUUACAUAUGGCUCUUGUAGAAUUCUGGCAUCUGUGUUGGAAUCAGCAAACUCACGACUUAAACAGCUGGACUUAACCAACAAUGAUCUGCAGGAUUAUGGAGUAAUAGUGUUAGCAAAUGCCAUGAGUCAUCAAAACUGCCGACUGGAAACACUGAGGCUCUCUGGCUGUCUUGUCUCCAAGCGGGGUUGUGAGAGCUUGGCCUCAACACUCAGGUCAAAUCCCUCCCACCUGACAGAGCUCGACUUGAGCUACAAUCAUCCAGGGGUACUCUCGAGGCUUCUUGAGGAUAAAGACUGCAAAUUGGAGAAGCUGAAACUUGAUCACAAUCAAAAACACUGGCUGAAGGCAGGUCUAUUGAAAUAUGCCUGUAAGCUCAAAUUUGACGAAAAUACCGCACACCCAUAUCUCUCCCUUUCUAAGGCAAAUAGAAAGGUGAUCCGUUUGCAAGAGAAGCGUUCCUAUCCUGACCACCCAGACAGAUUUGAAGAGUUUGUGCAAGUAUUGUGCACAGAAGGCCUAACUGGACGCUGCUACUGGGAGGUUGAGGUAACUGGAAUAGUUUCUGUCGGAAUGGUUUGCAAAAGCAUCAGCAGGAAAGUUGGCGAAAGCAAGAUUGGAUGCAACAACCGUUCCUGGAGUGAAAAGUUUCAGACUCUCCAUCCCUGCAGGAAGCAUACUUCUCUCUAUAGCCUUAUGUCAUCCAAAAUGCGAGUUGCAGUGUAUCUGGACUCGGCCGCUGGCAUGUUGUCCUUUUACACAAUCAAUGGACAUGACCUAAGACAUGUGCGCACAGUCUAUUCUGAGUUCAGUGAGCCCCUCUACCCAGGAUUUGAGCUUCUGUACCAUGAAAUCCACGAGUCCUCUGUGUCCUUGCUGUAGAUAAGCUUGCCAUUGGGACACCUUCCAACUUCAGCUGUACAUAUUUAAAAAGUGUUCUAUUGAUAAAAACUGGCAAUCAUGGGGCAAAGUGAAUGGACACAACAAGGUACAAAAAUGAUCUCUAACUAUGCUGCAAACCUCAGAUACUUAUUGCUGUGGAUAUAGUGAAUGAACGUUUCAAAGGGAAUGAUCAUAUUGUGGAUCAAAAUAUGUGGUUAUGUUGCAUGGCAGCUUGAAAAAGUCAAGUAGUAUCACUACUUUGCUAUCUGUAAACUGUAUCUGUAUUUAGCUCUGAUUGUAAAGCAUCAUCAGUAUGUCAUUGUAUAUUUGUGUGCUUUUUAAGCCAGUUUAUACACCGUGUUUUGUGUUUACACUUACACUAGGUGGGUGUGGACUGUGGAGAGACUGCUGUCUCCUAGAGACAUUACAUGACAGAUCACCUCCACACUGCCACCUUCAUUUAAAGAGUAACUCUCGCCAAAAUGCAACCUAGGGUCUUUUUGUGAAUGUACCCGAGUCAAACUUUAGUUUUAACAACUCACUUCCUGACUGGCAAAUUGGUGGCGAGCGGAAAAACAACUGCUAAAAUGAGUUGUUCAAAACCUUUCCUUUUAGUAAACUUCGUUUACACAAACAA